Molecule: messenger RNA, 1122 nt
Organism: Exophiala oligosperma
Lineage: Eukaryota; Fungi; Ascomycota; Eurotiomycetes; Chaetothyriales; Herpotrichiellaceae
Exons: 2
Coding region: 36-1007 (323 amino acids)
Biological process (GO): double-strand break repair via homologous recombination; DNA damage tolerance
Cellular component (GO): nucleus; Smc5-Smc6 complex
Molecular function (GO): ubiquitin-protein transferase activity
Source: RefSeq, a predicted model, not a curated record
CUCUACAAUGGUGAAAGCCUUCGUGCAUAGCUACAAUGGCAGAUCUUGGUGAUUCAUCUGGCUAUGAUGAUUCUAAUCGAGCCUUUCUACAAGCCUUCCUUGCUCGCAGUGUCCUAACGCUAGCAACUGCCCAACCCAUCCUUUCAGCCCUCCUCACGUACCGCGAUGGCCGCGAAGUUCAGCCUCAAGAUGUCACGAUCGAAGAUCUGAAUGCCUACAUUGCAGACUCGAACCAACGACUGUCCCCGCUUGACCUAGAAAUCCGAAGUACAUUCCACCAAAAGACUCGGGAGCGUAUCUACGCUCUGGUCAACACCACCAGUGACCCACUGACGCAACUAGCCACGACAUAUUCAGCGGACGAGAUAGUAUAUCUGAAAAAGCUGCUCGAUGCCAUGUUUGACGGCCCCAACAAUCGAGGGAAGAAGGAGGCCAUGUGUCUGAGUGGUAUCGACGCCAUACAGGUUGGACGGACCCAGGGCAACAGGAGGACGACACAGGACGGAGAUGGGAAUGCGACACAGGCAAAUGCAAGUACAUUGGGCGCAAAGGACGCCGAGACCAUGCUCGCCAAACUCGUCGAGGAAGGCUGGCUGGAAAAGAGCAGGAGUGGCUUCUACAGCUUAAGUCCGCGAGCGUUGAUGGAGCUGAAAGGCUGGCUUGUCGAUACAUACAACGACGAAGACGAGGAUGGCGAGACGAACAACAAGAUUAAAUUCUGCCAUGCUUGCAAGGAAAUCAUUACCGUCGGUCAGCGAUGUCCACGACGUGAAUGCAGAUGCCGGUUACACGACAUUUGCACACAGAAUUUCUUCCGGAUGCAGCGAUCGCAGACCUGUCCGAUUUGCAAGACGGAAUGGGAUGGACGACAUUAUGUUGGGGAGAAAGCGAUCACGACGUCGGAGAGUUAUCAGAUGAGCAGGCGAAGAAGCGGGCACAGAAAAUCAGCUGAGGCGCAGAGACAGAGAGAUGCCGACGAAGACGAGCAGGGAAAUGAAGACACUUGACAUCUUUUUGGGACCGUCGCUCUUUUACUAUGUCGCUCGAGGAAAUCUUCCCUGCGCCUGCACCUGCGCGAAAGAUCGUGAGCACUUCUACUCCCAUCACCACGUCGGCAGAUUG